Molecule: messenger RNA, 1341 nt
Organism: Cygnus olor (mute swan)
Lineage: Eukaryota; Metazoa; Chordata; Aves; Anseriformes; Anatidae
Gene: CXXC1
Product: CXXC finger protein 1
Exons: 7
Coding region: 1-954 (317 amino acids)
Biological process (GO): positive regulation of DNA-templated transcription
Cellular component (GO): Set1C/COMPASS complex
Source: RefSeq, a predicted model, not a curated record
AUGGGGAACCCCUCAGGGUGCGCCCCUGACCCCAUUCCCCCCCCGGAUCCCAGCCGGAUCUACGAGAUCCUGCCGCAGCGGAUCCCCUACUGGAUCCCCAUGGCAGAUCCCAACCAGAUCUCGGCUCCCUGGGGUCCUGGGGCGGGAUCCCCUCGGGGUGCCCCCCUGACCCCAUUUCCCCCCCCGGAUCCCAGCCGGAUCUACGAGAUCCUGCCGCAGCGGAUCCAGCAGUGGCAGCAGAGCCCCUGCGUGGCGGAGGAGCACGGCAAGCGGCUGCUGGAGCGCAUCCGGCGCGAGCAGCACCAGGCGCGCCUGCGGCUGCAGGAGAUGGAGCGCCGCUUCCACGAGCUCGAGGGGCUCAUCGCCCGCGCCAAGGGGCACCCGCCCCGUGAGGACGAGGAGACCAACGACGGGGACAGCGAGGACACCGACCUGCAGAUCUUCUGCGUGUCCUGCGGGCACCCCAUCAACCCCAAGGUGGCCCUGCGGCACAUGGAGCGCUGCUACGCCAAGUACGAGAGCCAGACGUCCUUCGGGUCCAUGUACCCCACCCGCAUCGAGGGGGCCACCCGCCUGUUCUGCGACGUUUACAACCCCCAGAGCAAAACCUACUGCAAGCGCCUGCAGGUGCUGUGCCCCGAGCACUCGCGGGACCCCAAGGUGCCGGCGGACGAGGUGUGCGGGUGCCCGCUGGUGCGCGACGUCUUCGAGCUGACGGGCGACUUCUGCCGCGUGCCCAAGCGCAAGUGCAACCGCCACUACUGCUGGGAGAAGCUGCGCCGCGCCGAGGUCGACCUGGAGCGCGUCCGCGUGUGGUACAAGCUGGACGAGCUGUUCGAGCAGGAGCGCAACGUGCGCGCGGCCAUGACGAACCGCGCGGGGCUGCUGGCGCUGAUGCUGCACCAGACCAUCCAGCACGACCCCCUCACCACCGACCUGCGCUCCGAGCGAUGAGGGACCCCCCCCGGGACCCCCCCGGGGCGACGGGACCCCCCCCGGGGAGAAGGGACCCCCCCGGGGCGAUGGGACCCCCCCGGGGCGACGGGACCCCCACCGGGACCCCCCCCCCCCAGGACACCGGGAUCUCCACGCCAGACCAUCCAGCACCACCCCCUCACCACCGACCUGCGCUCCGAGCGAUGAGGGACCCCCCCGGGACCCCCCCCCCGGGGCAACGGGACCCCCCCCGGGGCAGCAGUACCCCCCCCCCCGGGGCAACGGGACCCCCACCCCCACCGGGACCCCCCCCAGGACACCGGGAUCUCCAGCACCACCCCCUCAGCACCCAGCUGGGCUCCGAGCGAUGGGACCCCCCCCGGGACCCCCCUGGACUGGGCCCCC